Messenger RNA from Triticum dicoccoides, 3064 nucleotides. RefSeq names its product pyruvate dehydrogenase (acetyl-transferring) kinase, mitochondrial-like. The record is from RefSeq and is a predicted model, not a curated record. Gene Ontology annotation, cellular component: mitochondrion. Gene Ontology annotation, biological process: protein phosphorylation; regulation of glucose metabolic process. NCBI's taxonomy places the organism in Eukaryota, Viridiplantae, Streptophyta, Magnoliopsida, Poales, Poaceae. The transcript is spliced from 6 exons. Gene Ontology annotation, molecular function: pyruvate dehydrogenase (acetyl-transferring) kinase activity. The coding region runs from base 103 to 1191 and encodes 362 amino acids.
CUCCUUCCCCUCGCGUUUAUAAUAAGACGCCGGUGCGCUGCUCCGGUGGCAACCUCGCCCUCGCGCCUCCCUUGUUCUCAUUUCUGACCACCGACGGGGGAGAUGGCGUCGGAGCCGGUGGCGCGGGCCGUGGCGGAGGAGGUGGCGCGGUGGGGCGGGAUGAGGCAGACAGGUGUCAGCCUGCGCUACAUGAUGGAGUUCGGGGCGCGCCCCACGGAGCGCAACCUGCUGCUCUCCGCGCAGUUCCUGCACAAGGAGCUCCCCAUCCGCAUCGCCAGGCGCGCGCUCGACCUCGACUCCCUCCCCUUCGGCCUCUCCCAUAAGCCCGCCGUCCUCAAGGUGAGAGAUUGGUACUUGGAUUCGUUCCGUGACAUCCGGUACUUCCCGGAGGUGAGCAACCAGGACGAUGAGCUAGCAUUCACCCAGAUGAUCAAGAUGAUCAGGGUGCGUCACACAAAUGUGGUGCCCACCAUGGCAUUGGGUGUGCAGCAGCUGAAGAAGGACCUGGGUGGUACAAAGGCAUUCCCCUCUGGAAUUAAUGAGAUCCAUCAGUUCCUUGAUCGCUUCUACAUGUCAAGAAUUGGGAUCCGCAUGCUGAUAGGGCAGCAUGUUGCUUUGCAUGAUCCUGAUCCAGAGCCUGGCGUCAUAGGGCUCAUAAACACAAGAUUGUCCCCCAUGCUGGUGGCUCGACUUGCUAGUGAAGAUGCACGCGCUAUUUGCAUGCGAGAAUAUGGAUCAGCUCCUGAUGUCAACAUAUAUGGGCACCCAGAUUUUACGUUUCCAUAUGUGACAAUACAUCUACAUCUUAUGAUGUUUGAAUUGGUGAAGAAUUCUCUUCGUGCAGUACAAGAACGAUUUAUGAACUCUGAUAAACAUGCACCUCCUGUUAGGAUCAUAGUUGCUGAUGGAGCAGAGGAUGUAACUAUCAAGAUUAGUGAUGAAGGUGGUGGAAUACCAAGAAGUGGCCUCCCAAGAAUAUUCACCUAUCUCUACAGUACAGCAGAACACCCACCUGAUCUAGAUGGCCAUAAUGGAGUGACAAUGGCUGGGUAUGGUUAUGGGCUCCCAAUUAGUCGUCUUUAUGCUCGAUAUUUUGGCGGGGAUCUGCAAAUAAUUUCUAUGGAGGGAUAUGGAACUGAUGCUUACCUCCACUUAUCACGUCUGGGAGAUUCAGAGGAACCCUUGCCUUAAGAGAUUCAGAAGGACCCAUUACCUCAUUGACCUGCUGCUCUGAUAUCAUUUGCUGUUAUUAGGAUGAUGUAAUUGUUGGCUAGUAUGCAAAUAUCGUUACCAAGGCCAGCCAUCAAUAUAUGAUUCAGCUGUUCUGCUCUAGUCAAUAUAUGUGGAAUGACACCAUAACCAAGGCUCUAGUUUUUUCUUACCGUCAUUGGAAUUUGGGUAGAAUGACGUUGCAGAACUACUUGUCUAAAAUUGUUUACUAGAGGCAGCUGGUUUCAUUUAAAAUAUGUCACCGUCAACAUAAUCUGAGCAUGUCUGCUACAGAGCUCAAAACGGGAAGUCCUCACAUACUUCCAGUGCGUCUCCUUGGCAUCUUUACUAAAAGAAGGAUUACUGGCAGGAGUUUCCUUUUGCAUUGCCAAUCAAGUUAAUUUCUAUUUUUUACAAGUGAUUUGACUUUAUUUAUUAACCAUACACUUGGAAUCUAUAUCUGCACUGAACUCUUGGAGGGUUUGCCCACUCUUCUUACUGCUAUAGACUGAUGGUUCCCGUUCUGAAUAACUAGUAAAAUGCACGUGCUUUGCACGUUGGUUUGUAAAAAAUGGAGAAACAUUUAAUCAUAAUUUUGUAGAAUUUUGAACUUGAAUAGAUGUAGCUACGAUUUAAUGAAUUAGAAGUUGGGUUAAUUUCUUCAUUUAUAAUUGUUUUGUCACUUCUUAUCACAUUGUGAGGCAUACUCUAUGGCCAAUCAAAGGGCACUCAUCUUCUGCGAAGCUUGAAGGCACCAUGAAGACAUUGGUCUUUAUAUUCUCAAGGGCAUCCGCUUCAACACGCAUGAUUUCUUCAUCGCUUCAACACGCAUGAUUUCUUCAUCAGGCAACUGACUGCUUCAUGCAUUGAUCUCUUUGGCCAGAAUUUUUAUGCUCCAUGAAUGAUGCGGCUGAUUAAGCUUCGCUCCACCAUCAAUUACCAAGCUUCAGUCCGCAAUCAUGUUGUCUUCUUGUUUGAGGUGGAUAUGUCACAUGAAGCCAUAUAUCCUCAUCCAGCCAAAGAACCACUCCGUAAAGACAAUGCUGCCUUUCAGAGCUUCUCUGCUCCUAUUGAAGCUACUCAUGUUCCAAAUCCUGUUGUUGCUGGUCCACUUGCAGCUUCGUCUGCCGCAUUGUGCUCACACUGAUGCAACAACCAGCACAGUUCCUCAGAGGGCUUUGAAGCGUGCUCGAGUACUCAAAUGAUAGAGAAUUUUUAGUUUCUCUUCAUCAAAAGCAUGAUAGGCAUCACGAUUGGAUGAAACACUAGAUGCAAAGUCUUCUUGUUGAUGUCAAUCGUAUCCGCAACCUCUCCAGCAAGAAUUCUUUUGUUGCUCAUGAAGCCGACCAGCGUGCUUGGAAGAGCCUCACAAUGCCACAAUGCUUUGUUCUGAAGAUGAUCUCAUUGCUGAUGGCUUCAUCGAGCGCUUCAAGUUUGACUCCAAGUCUCCGGAAUAGGCCAAGUGGCGUCCUACACCAUCCAUUGAAGGCUCCAACUACUCAUCAUUCAUCCUAAUUGUUAUUGCACGCGUGACUGAUGAGGAGGACGACAUCACUUCACCAGCAAUAGCUUCACUGCAUCAAGAUGUUGCAUCAGGCCCUACUGCACUACCCAACUCCAACGUUGACCUGCCGCAACAACAUCUUCACCGCCGCCUCCCGAGAACACUUAGACGCCCUAUGUCUUUAUUCCUUUUUGGUCAUUCGAUGACAAAAGGGGGAGAAGCAUAUGCGUUGAUAGUCUUCAAGCGGGUUUAUCGGGUCAGGUGCUAUAUUUUUGUUAAGUUUGCAACAGCUGGUUUUUGACAAGGCAAAUUAUUUAUAUGCACAUCUUUAGGGGGAGCCCUUCAACUUCA